This is a messenger RNA of Paraglomus brasilianum, 1611 nucleotides long. The record is from the annotation of a GenBank genome assembly. Lineage: Eukaryota; Fungi; Glomeromycota; Glomeromycetes; Paraglomerales; Paraglomeraceae.
AUGAUCAACCAGUUUCGCCGCCAUCUGUUGCUAUUCGUUCUUGUUUCUUGUUCCUUUACAAGUAUUUGGGCUUAUACAGUGCAAGAGUACGAAGACCUUGACAACAUUGAGUUUUUUAAUUCCGGUGACAACAUAAAUAACGGUCUUACAUACCCAGGCGGCACAGGAUUGAUGCAAUUGUAUACCGGCAACAACUUUACCAAUUUGUAUAUACGUCUACUACAUCCAAACGGCACGUUGACGAAACUUACGUCUUAUGAUCCUGAUUUGUUUAUUCAGUAUGCUUAUCCGCUUAAGGACGGAUAUGUUUUUAUAAUUCAGAUAAAAAAUAAAGAUGGCAGGCAUAUUUACGGGAAGUUGAUGGAUUGGACUGGGCAGGUGUUACAACGUGAUGUGAUGCUUGCUGAUAUUCCUUUACACGAUAAUUUGGCACCAAUUGCAAAAGUUAAUAUCAACCCGAAUAAGGGUUUUAUUGUAGCAACUAUGGGUGGCAAUAAUGUAGUUUCAUGGAAAAUCUUUAGUGCACCCAACAGCACGCGUCAAAUAACUCAAUUAUACGAAGGCAUUUUCACAGAAAAUGAUGACAAAAUUCUGCAAGGUUACGAAGUUUUUCCCACUACAGAAGGCGGUUAUGGCAUAGUCCUCUUAAAAAGUGUAUCAACAUUCACUCAGGAUCCACUCGUCUCUAAAGUGUUCAACUCUUCUCCGCAAUGGUUUUUGUAUGUCACAUUCUGGAAACCUACUACCUCACAGUUCGACACACCUCAUCUUGUCUGGCAGAAUCCCGACCCACACGCUGACAUGAUGAUGUUAAAAAUGAUCGGAUGCGAUGUGGCUGUCGACGGAACAGGAUACUUUUGUAUUAUACUGGCCCCUGUAAACAGUCCUACUGUUGCAAACAUUAAGACUCCUGAUUAUGUAAGAGUGGCGUUUCUAUCUAGUGGUUCUGUAACUGAUGUCAAGGUUAUAUUGGGCGAUACGCAAAUUCAAAAGGGAGUAUCUGGAAUAUGGUCGGUGCCAUAUGGCGGAUUUAUGUCUGUAGAAUGGAAUGCGACUAGUCCGAAUGCUGCUACCAGGAGUUAUGUCCUAACUCUUGCUGAGCUCAUCCCCAUUGAUCCGUCACGCAUAACCACCAAUAGACACAACCAACCUGAUCCUAAUGCACCAGUUCGUCAGAUAUUGUUUCCAAUCACUCUCAAGUCGACUGUCGAUAAGUCGCAGAGAACGGUGCAGCAGAUUAUUGAUGAUCUCGACGAGCUAAUUAAGAAUAAAGGUUAUACUUCGUUUUCGCAAGAGUAUCCUACUAGCUACCUAGAUGAAACGUUUGGGUUUUUACCUGCUGCCAAUUUAUGGGAAGCUUACAAAUUUAAACUAAUUGGAUUACUUGUUUGUUUCUUAAUAUUAAUAAUAAUAUACUUUUAUGCAAAACGGAAGCAUCCAGAGGGCCAAAGUUUCGUUGUUGUAAAACUUGCACUAAUACUUGCAGAUUUGAGUCUCGAUAUAGCAUUCGUACUCUCAAGCGCAAAAAACGUUCCGCAAAUACUUACACCAAGUUCCUAUUAUCUUCAAUUCUGGCCUGGCAUUCUCAAUCUUAAUGAAGGAAAUAAGUGA